Pieris napi is the source of this 2884-nucleotide messenger RNA. Its product is annotated as solute carrier family 46 member 3-like. Lineage: Eukaryota; Metazoa; Arthropoda; Insecta; Lepidoptera; Pieridae. The coding region runs from base 205 to 1938 and encodes 577 amino acids. Gene Ontology annotation, molecular function: transmembrane transporter activity. The transcript has 8 exons. The record is from RefSeq and is a predicted model, not a curated record. Gene Ontology annotation, biological process: transmembrane transport. Gene Ontology annotation, cellular component: membrane.
CAGUACAAACUGCAACCGCGGAGUUUUUAGUUGCCGUUUGUCAAACGCACGCGGAACAUCGCUCGCGGCGGGAUUCUAUGCGCGCGAUCUGUCCAAAUAACAAUUCGAUUUUUAAAUUUUGUUCCGUCCAUUUUCAUAACAUGGAUUUUUAAUCUAAGACUGAUUUUGUGAUACUUGGUUGUGAAAUAAAUAUAAAUUUGGUACAUGACAAAUAACAUGGCUUACGACAAUACAACAAAGGGGAAAGAAGAAAAACUCGCGGAGAAAACACUUAAAGACACUGACUUAAUCGCCACAAGCGAAAUGAAAAAUAAUUUUGUAAAGAACAAAAUGGAAAAGGUACAGGAGAAAACCGAUGAUUGGAUCGACUUAAAUUUCUUCCAGAAAGCCAAACGCUUGAUAUCUCUAAUAACGGUUGAACCGAUACUUGCUGGUUACGUCAUGCCUUCGGUACUCUCAGCUCUCGCUACGCAAAAUUUGUAUUUGGAGAAAGCGUGCAGAGUAAAUUUAGCCUUCGAUCACCACAUUUGCGAUGCCUUAACCAAAAGAGAUACCGCUAAUUACACUUUUGAAGAAGAAGCAGUGCAGACACUCGUAGCGUCUGUAGCUGGAUGGAAAACAGUAUUGCAAUCGUUUCUUCCAUGUGGGAUUUUAAUAUUCUUAGGCGCGUAUAGUGAUAGAGUUGGACAGAGAAAGAUUUGCAUGCUAUUACCUAUAAUAGGCGAAUUCCUGACAAGUAUUGGCCUUAUAGUGAAUACGUACUUUUUCUACGAAUUGCCGGUAGAAGUUGCAGCAGUGACCGAAGCCAUAUUCCCUGCUUUGACUGGAGGAUGGUUCACCAUGUUUAUGGGAGUGUUUAGUUUUAUCGCUGAAGUGACGACCGAGGAUCAAAGAACGUUGCGAAUCGGAAUCGUGAAUUUAUUUUAUUCUUUAGGAGUCCCCGUUGGAGCGGCUUUAAGUGGAAUUUUAGUCAGAAAAAUCGGGCUAUACGGAGUGUUUUCUUUAAGUGCCUCGUUAUAUGUUUUGAGUUUUCUAUAUGCUUUCUUCAGGAUAAAGGAAGUCAAACGAAUUAAUACAAGUGUGAAGCCAACUAAUAACUGCUGCGAGUGGUUACGAGAUUUCUUUGAUACACGCUAUGUAAAAGACACUAUAAUGGUGGCAUUCAAGAAUGGACCAAAUAGGAGACGGUUACGAGUUAUUAUGCUAGUAAUCGUGCUGUGCGUAGUCAUUGGACCAAUUUACGGUGAAAUGUCAGUCAUGUAUCUGUUCACAAGAUAUCGUUUUAAUUGGAACGAAGUGGAUUUCAGCAUGUUCUCGACUUACGCUAUGUGUACUUCAUUAGUAGGCACUUUGUUUUCUGUGGGCAUAUUCAGCCACGUACUAAAAUUUGAUGACGCAAUCAUUGGUGUCAUAUCAUGUACGAGUAAAAUUCUGUCUGGCUUCAUGUACGCGUUUGCUACUAAAUCCUGGCAUAUGUACAUAGCACCGCUUGUCGAGGUUUUCAACGGAACUUCGUUUAUAGCAAUGCGGUCUAUGGUGUCAAAGUUAGUCGACAAAGAUGAACUAGGUAAAGUGAACUCGUUCUUUGGAGUAGCGGAAGCCAUGAUGCCUUUAGUAUACGCACCAAUGUAUACUACAGUAUACACAGCAACCAUCAAGACAUUCCCUGGUGCCUUCUUCCUAUUGGGCGGUGGUCUCACAAUACCCGCUGUACUUAUAUUUUUAUGGUUAUAUUUGGCAAACAAGAAAUUUCUCGCAAGCGAAACCUCUAACAAAGAAAAUGUCAAUGAAGAACGUGAAAAAGGACAAGAAAACAAAGCAUUCGAGAGUGAUGAUCAAAAACAUAAAGUCGAAGCCAUCCCAGAAAAUCCAGAUAGUGUUGCCGCACAGAUAGAAAUAGGUUUCACACAAAGUAUGGUUUGCACAAGUAAGCUAUAAAUGCAUUGAACGCAUUAUGAUAUUGAAUUUCUGUGAUAUACGAUAUUUAUUAGACAUAUUUAAGUUCCUGUCGUUCAUAUUGAGCUUUUUCAAACAAACGCAAAUAUUUAUUUAAUAAGUAAGCAGGCUAGCGUAAAUAUUGACCUACUCAUUCAUAAAAAACAUAGGUCGAAUUGCACCGACAUUGACAAAUAACAACAAUUUGUCAGGAAUAGACGAAACAGUACUUUAGUUAACAGGGUAGAGAGAAUAAGGCUUAGUUUUACUUUGUCAUUCGUUUUUAGAUUAUGGUUUUUCUUGAAUAUAUGUCAGAUAAAGUAAUGAUAUUUCAAUUAUUAUUAUUCAAACUGAAAUACUUGUAUCUAUGGUCAUGUUAAUAAAAAAAAGUCCGAUCUAGUUACCACAUAAAAUUGUCCUUCCGUUUCAAAUAUUAUAUAUUAGUGCGAUAGGGUCGCGUUCCUACAAAAAAAUAUUACUACGGUAAUAAUUUCACAAUAUAUAUUCGAUUCUCAAGCGCCAAACAUAAGAUUUUUUUUAUUGAAGAUUUUAUGGUCUGGUAAGCGUAUUUCGUUCAAGUAGACCAACGAGAGUAGAGCACUUGCGACGCGCGAAUUCCCGCGCUUUUAUCGCAUAAGGAUUUAAACAUGACACUUAUGACUUAACUGUGAAAUGCUUAAAUUCUUGUGUCUCAAAGCUUAUUUUCUAUCACUUAUAUCAACGCUUAUAUAAAUUGAAUAUCUACAUGCAUAGGUUUGAAAGAGCUUAAAUCAAAAACACAACUGACAUUAUUAUAUUAGAACGAUCAAGUGAUAAUUAGUACCUAUACUUACUAGUACUUAAGAAUAAUUAUUAAAACAAUUUAUUUAUAUGAGAUUUUGAGAUUGUUAAUAAAAAUGUGUAAAUUCAUAACUGUAGCAAUAUUUAAAUUCAGUUUUAGUAUAAUUUU